Mucor mucedo is the source of this 1894-nucleotide messenger RNA. Its product is annotated as methylenetetrahydrofolate reductase-domain-containing protein. Gene Ontology annotation, molecular function: FAD binding; methylenetetrahydrofolate reductase [NAD(P)H] activity. NCBI's taxonomy places the organism in Eukaryota, Fungi, Mucoromycota, Mucoromycetes, Mucorales, Mucoraceae. Bases 62 to 1630 code for a protein of 522 amino acids. The transcript has 6 exons. Gene Ontology annotation, cellular component: cytosol. The record is from RefSeq and is a predicted model, not a curated record. Gene Ontology annotation, biological process: tetrahydrofolate interconversion.
ACUUUAAAAAGCUUACUUUUUUUUUUCUUUUUUUCUUUUCCUUCUUUCUUCUAUUAUCCAAAUGAAAAUCAUUGACAAGAUUCAACAAGCACAAAAGGAUAAGCAAAUUGCUUAUUCUUUUGAAUAUUUCCCUCCCAAGACCGAAGUGGGUUUUGCUAAUCUUAUCGAUCGUCUCGGGCGCAUGUCACAAUUAGAACCGGAAUUUAUUUCGUGUACAUGGGGAGCAGGUGGAUCCACCCAUGACCGCACCUUGGAACUUUGUUCUACAGCCCAAAGUCUUUAUGGUCUUGACACAUUAAUGCAUUUAACUUGUACCAAUAUGGGUAAGGACAAGAUUGAUAUCGCCUUAAAGCAAGCCAAAGAAGCUGGCAUUCGUAACAUUUUGGCUUUGCGUGGUGACCCUCCUCGUGGUCAUGAAUACUGGACACCCGUUGACUCUCAAUUCUCACACGCCAUUGAUCUUGUGAAAUACAUUCGACAAGAAUACAAGGAUUAUUUCUGUAUUGGUGUCGCUGGUUACCCAGAAGGUCAUAUUGACUGUCCUGACAAGGAACAAGAUAUGUUACAUUUGAAGGAAAAAGUCGAUGCUGGUGCGGAUUUCAUCAUGACUCAAUUGUUUUAUGACGCCGAUGUAUGUGUUGCUUGGAUUCAAAAGUGUCGUCAACAUGGUAUUUAUGCUCCUAUCGUUCCCGGUAUUAUGCCUAUUCCUACCUAUCAAAGUUUCCGUCGCAUGAUCAAUUUGUGUAAUGUCAAAGUGCCUGCCAAAGUCAUGCACGAUUUAGAUGAAAUUAAGGCAGAUGAUCAAAAGGUAAAAGAAUAUGGUGUCCACCUUGCGGUGGAGAUGAUUCAAUAUUUACAUCAACAAGCCGGUAUCUGCAAUUUCCAUAUUUCCACACUUAAUUUAGAAAGAUCUACACGACUCAUUUUAGAGGCCUUGCAUUUACACAAGGCAAGCGAGUCUAUUCAACCUAGCAAAGUCUCUCCUUGGGCUCCUAUUCACGAUCCUGCACGUGCUGAAUUAUGGGAUGAAUUUCCUAACGGAAGAUAUGGUGAUUCACGCUCACCCGCUUAUGGUCAAACUACCCAUAGCUCUGGACAAAUUUUACCUACUUCGCAAGCGAUUAUUAAAUGGGGACUACCAGAGACCGAAGAAGACAUUGGACAAUUAUUUGUAAAGUAUAUCAAGGGCGAAUUAGAAUCUUUACCUUGGUGCGAGGAAAGACUUCAGACAGAGAGUGAUGCUAUUUGUCAACGUUUAUGCCAAAUCAAUCAGCGCGGUUAUUGGACUGUGAGUUCACAACCCGCAGUAAAUGGUGCGUCUAGUCUGGAUGAAGUGUACGGUUGGGGACCUAAAGGUGGUUAUGUCUAUCAAAAGGCAUUUAUCGAGUUCUUUGUGGCAGAGGAUGGUAUUGAAGAUUUAUUGAAGCGUUUGCGUAAAGAUGAGUCGAUCACUUAUUACGCUACGAAUCAAAAGGGUGAUUUCUCUACAAACGUGUCGGAUGCGGAUGAAGCACAAAAUGCUGUAACGUGGGGUGUUUUCCCUGGUAAGGAGAUUAUUCAGCCCACCAUUAUUGAAAAGGCUAGUUUUGAAGCAUGGAAGGUAAAGAAAAGUAAAAUGUGUGACAGAUAAAGAGAGAUAUUAAAAUAGGAUAGGAUGAUGCUUUUGGUUUAUGGAGAGAAUGGGAGGAACAAUACCCACCUAACAGCAAGAGUCAAAAGUUAUUAAAUACGAUUGGACAAAAGUACUGGCUUGUAAAUGUGGUCCAUAAUGAUUUUCAACAACCAGAUCUUCUUUUUGAUGUGAUGCUUUCUAAAUAAUAAUAAAUGGUGUGAUCAAAAUAAAAACGCGUUCAAACUCUUCUAACAAAAUGGGGUUUUCUUUUCUUUUUUUUUU